AAAUCAUACAGCAAUGAAAUUGCUUUUUCUAAUAGGCAUAAUCCAUUUUCUUCUCUUUGUAGUCGAUGGGUCAUUUAUAUCGUGGAUCUUUGGCGGAGGGAGUUCGUCUGAGUCGAGCGAAAUUUCUGGAGGAGAGACGGCCCCAACCAUGUCAACAGCAAACAACAUGGCAAAUCCUUCGGCCGCGAAUUUUGGUCGGGUGCCUUUUGAAAUGAAGUCAGCGGAGCAAAGGUUUUUGAGGGGGGGCGAAGAAUAUAUGGCAGGAUUGUCUGAACUCGAUACAUGUCAUCACAGGGUCAUUGCUGAGUUGGAGACAUCUUGUAAUGACAUCACAGAGGAGGAGCUGGGUAAAUUAGGUGUGGCACUCCUGAACUGUCAGUCCCAAUCCGAGGGGCGUCCAACAUUCACUUGCACCAAAGAAAUGACUUUGGCUGAAUGCACCAGAGAUAUGGAUGCCACAACAUGGAACACCUAUCAUAUAAUCAGUGACCGGUCACGAUCUGUCUGCUAUGGUGUGCGACAGCAGCAGUUUCAGCGACAGACUCGAUUUGCUGUCAACCAGCUGGCUGCGACUGCAUCUGAUCAGUUGAAUAUCAUGGAACAUCUAAGGGAAGGCCAGACUGAACUACAAAGUGUCACUACUGACACUCUCAAGAUUAUGACAGAUGGACAACAAGAAAUACUCCAGAAGCAAGAAUCCAUGAAGGACUCACAGGGUGAACUUCAGGAAAGUAUUGAAGGUAAUCUUAGAGAUCUGACUAGUGAGAAGGCGUUGAUAGCAGCUGGCCACAAAGAGCUGGCUAGUAUGACAGAUAACAUCCGACAGCAACUAGAUAAUGCUACCAAGCAGUUGUUGAACCAGGAUCAGGAUCUAAGACGGAACCAUGAGGAGCUUCAGAAAGACCUGGCCAGCAUUCGCUUGAAAGCUAAAGAAGUCUGGGACAAAUUAGACGGAAACAUGCAACAUGUGUCAUUUUUCCAAGAUGAAACUUUCCAGUAUUACAAGGAGACCAUUGAUAACCUUAAGAAGAUGAACGAUACCAUUAACUAUCUGCUGAACCUUGUCAAUGACAUGCAGACUGGAAUUGACCUGCGUCUUGGCUGGUUAACUUCCCUUGUUGGAGGUGUUGGUGAGAACCUGACUCUCUUGUCCACCUGUGUGGCCCAUUGUGCGUACUUCUUGCUAGCUUCCCUCUGUGUGACCUUCCUUCACACUCCUACCUUUUCCCGGAUUGUCUUGCUGCUGCUGGUCCCACUGAAUGCCAUCUCAGAGAUCAAACAUGGGGCUAGCCUAGACUUCUCCGGUCUUACCAUCCUCAUUGUAGGAGUGGUUAUGGCCAAUUGGACCAUCUUGCUCAUCUUGCGGUAUUGGAAACAGGGCCCAAAGUCACUCAGACAGUUUGUACCUACAUGUAACUCUCCCUGUCAGUGUAGUCACUCCAAUCCCAGAUUCAUCAUGCCACCCACUGUGAGCAGAUCCCCUGGUCUAAAAGACUUUUCUGACGAUGAAGAUUACACCUUACCCACUGACCUGUCUGCCAUUACUGGCGAGAUUUCCUCCGGUACUUUCAACAGUGCUAUGCUGUCUGACUCCAGUGCCUUUGGUAAUGACACUACACUGACAGGCUCUAAUGUGACAGAUGUGUGGUUGAGAAGACUCAACAAUGAACACUCAGUCAGCAAAAUCAAUGACAUCAUAGGCACUCCCAUUGACUCUGCUUCCAAGACUCCAAUGCCUUCCUCUCCCUCCAUGCUGGGCUUUGGGGACUUAAAACCCACCAAUCCUGCCAAGAGACACCUAGCUGCAGCCCUGGAGGAUCUACCCAAGCCAGUGCCAUCACCGUGUAGCCAGAGAGGGGGUACCCCCUCAAGUUCUCGACCAAGCACACCAGGCAGUUCCAGAGCUGGCACUCCAAGCAAGCGUCUUUGUAGUGGCACCACCAAGUCAGGUCAGCCAUGCCGUUUAGCCUGCUCCCAGGGAUUAGACUACUGCUUCCGCCAUGCUGACAACUGAAGCACAUCAGCAUGGGGCCAUUUUAAGUUUUUUUUGCUUUUGUCACUAAAUUUGCCAAGCCAUUUUUGCUGCGUAGUAAGUCCCUGAAUCCAUACUCUAGUACUGCAUUAAAAUCUGGCUCAAAGCUUGCUAUAAGUUUUCUAUCUGCCAUAAUGCUUAAUGUUACCGUAGUAGGCCUAGUGUGCAUGUACGGUGUGGAUUGGGUGUUCAUACUGAAUGCAGAUUACUGUAUGUUUAUUCAAAAACCUUGUUUACAUGUAGUUUUGAAAGUGAACAGAGGCCAUUAAUCAUAUAUUAUGUGCAAAUAUACAAAUAUAUACAUGUAUAUAAAAUCAGACCAAAAAAUUUUGUAAAGGGUUACUUCAGCCCGUGACUUUAGAAUUGACGAAAUCUGUACAGAAUUAAAUUGUGACAGAAAACAACAUCAGCACUUACUGUUUAAAAAGCUAAGCAUGAAAUUCAAAACGUUCAAAGUAAAAACCUCAGAAAGUUUAUUUCAUAGACCUUGACAACUUGUGUUACUGUAAACUACCUUGUGAUUUGUGGUAUUGUUUGAAGUAUUUGUUGUUUGAAGUACUGAACUAAAUAAGAUUAACCUUAACUCCCAAGGGUGUAUGUAAAAUAAUAUUGAAAUCGGAGAAUUUGGGGACUAUUAGGGCUGUGUGUGUUAAUGAUAAUUAUCUUAUGGAAAUUGUUAAACAUUUAUUACUAGUUCACCAAAAUGGUGCAAAAAAAGAAAGCAACAUUCAAAGAUUAGUCUUUAUAUGACUAUGUACAUGUAUAUCACAGAUAAAUAUGAACUGCGUUCAUUUAGUAUCAGCUCUAGCUUUGUGUGUGUGGAAUAAGAUAAUGCAGUUCAGGGCACUCCAGCUGCAAUCUAAACUAAAUUGAUUAAGACUUUAUAUUCUGUAAGAUCAUGGACUGUAUCAAAUUAAUGUAACAUUUUCCUUUACUGUAUUUAGUUGAUUUUGUUCAAUUAUUUAUGAAACUCCACGAAAGAACUGUAACUUUGCAGCUGGAAAUUGACCAUUUCACCCAUUCCUAUCAUCAGUGCACAGGCUUACAUAUAGUCUGUUGAUGAAUUAAGUAAUUUUAGUGAAACUUCUGUCUUUUCUGUCAUUUGGUUUCAUGAUUACUGGUUUAAUUAGACAAGCAAUUGUGGUUGGGGAUUCAUCCUUCCAAACAGAAUGGUUGGUAAAAUGUUGUACUCAUUUAAAGGUUCAUACAUGCUGUAGUAACCAAAUUGCUUUAAAUGCUGUCCUUGUUUUUUAAUUUAAAAUUUGGGAGUUUAAAAUGUGUAAUAAUAUGCUAAGUUGUGAAACAAUAAAACUGAGAAGAAAUGUGUACUUAAAGUAAAACACA
Acanthaster planci (crown-of-thorns starfish) is the source of this 3376-nucleotide messenger RNA. Its product is annotated as protein brambleberry-like. The record is from RefSeq and is a predicted model, not a curated record. NCBI's taxonomy places the organism in Eukaryota, Metazoa, Echinodermata, Asteroidea, Valvatida, Acanthasteridae.